Chlamydomonas reinhardtii is the source of this 14488-nucleotide messenger RNA. RefSeq lists its product as uncharacterized. Bases 195 to 14111 code for a protein of 4638 amino acids. The transcript is spliced from 33 exons. Gene Ontology annotation, molecular function: monoatomic cation channel activity; mechanosensitive monoatomic ion channel activity. Gene Ontology annotation, biological process: regulation of membrane potential; cellular response to mechanical stimulus; detection of mechanical stimulus. The record is from RefSeq and is a predicted model, not a curated record. NCBI's taxonomy places the organism in Eukaryota, Viridiplantae, Chlorophyta, Chlorophyceae, Chlamydomonadales, Chlamydomonadaceae. Gene Ontology annotation, cellular component: membrane.
AAUGAAAGCUAAAAGAUUAACACGCACGCAUAAAAGCGAAAGCGAGCUUCCGCUUGAUGAAGAAGCUUGGUUCCUGCGUUUCCCUCUCUCCAUGCGAAACAUGCGGACAUACCAUUACAUAUCGGGGUUUCAUGUAGUCGGUGGAUAUAUGCUCGUAUCCUGGUAACCUGUUGUCGCGCUCAGCGCUCGGAGCGAUGCGCCGGUACUCUGGGCGCGCCUUGGUUGCCGCCGCAGCCCUAGCGCUGCAGGCAUAUGUUCCAGGGCCAUGUUUAGCAGGCUCCCUGUUCCUGCUGCUCUUCCUGGCAUGGGGCGUCGCGGCCACGCGCCUCUCGCGCCACCCCUCCCGCGUCGCCACCGCCGCCAGCGCCGGCGCCUCCCUGGCCCUGUGGUCCGCCACCGCCGCCGCCGGCUUCACCGCCCUGCUGGCGCAGCUGCUACUGCCGCUGCUGCCGGAUGCCGUGGCCGCCGGCAGUAGCGGGGCAGGCGGCGGCGCCGCCGCAGCCGCGGCGGCGGCGGUGGGGCCUGGGUCGUUCGCCUGGUGGGCGCUGGGUCUGCGGGACCUGUCCAAGUGCGGCGUCUGGGCGCUGAUUGCGGCUCUGGCGCCGCCCGCGCUGUGCGCGCUGACGGCGCUGGCGGAGGCGCAGGACGCCUACGCUGCCUACCGGGCCUCGCGGCGGGCACCCGGCAGCAUCGCUGGCACUGGUGGUUUGACCGGCCGCGCACACAGCACGACCGUUGGCGCCACCGCCGGCAUCGCCCCAUCCGCGUUUGCCAGCAGCGGCGCCGCGGCUGCCGCGGCUGCCGCGGCUGGCAUGGGCGGUGGCGGCGGCGGCGGCGGGCGAAGCGCGGAGGUGGCGGCGGCAGGGGGGCUGGUGACGGCAGUUGCUGCCGGUUUCCUUGCGGCCGCCGCGGCGCUGCUGUGGCCCGCGGUCUUCAACCUGCCCUGGCUGCUCGUCAUGUCGUUGGCGGUCGGCGCCGCCGCAUUUCGGCGGGCGCCGCCGGCGGCGGCGCUGCCGCCGCUGCUGCGGCUGCUGCAGUGCUACUGCGCCGCCGCCCUGGCCGCGCUGUACGCCUGGCAGCUGCAGCCGCCACAGGAGCUACUGCCGCCCGGCUACACCUGGCCGCCGCCGGCUGUAGCAGCCGCGGCGCGCGGGCUUGGGCUGUACCGCUGGUACUGCGCGGACGGCGCCCCAGCGUACGACCUCGUACCGCAGGUCUUGCACGUGGCGGCCCUAACCCUGCUGUACGGCGCAUUGGGUUUUGCCGCCGCCGCCGCCGCCGCCGAGGGCUGGCGGCGCCGCCGGCUACGUGCGACACUGUCCUCCGUCGGGGUCGCGGGCUCGGCUCCGGGGUCGGGGGCUGCGUCGUACGCGCCGCCGCCACCAGUGGCACCGGGGGCGCCACCGCCAACACAGCCCCAACCUGCGGCCGACGCCGCCACCGGGCCUGCGAUGCGCGCCCUUAGCUACAGCCACAGCCGCAGCCACGACCCAUCGCACGGGCUCAGCUACAGCCACAGUCACGGUCAUGCCCACGGACACCGCGACGGCCGCGGCGUCAGCUUGGGCCGACCCGACGGCGGCGGCGCCACCGCUACCGCGGCCGCCGGCGGCGGCGCCGCCGCCUUCGCCAGUGGCGCGGGCGCGCCCUUCCAGCCUCUGGUGGGCUCGGCGGCGGCGACGCUGGCGGCGGCGCAGCUGCUGCGGCGUGUGGGCGGCGCCGCCGCGGCCGUGUCGUCGCACCCGGGGGUGGCGGCGGUGGCUCUGGCGGGGCUGGCCAUGGUGCAGCUGUCGGCGGCGGGUGCGGCGCUGCUGGCGGCGGGCAUGUGGACGCUGCUGGCGCCCGGCAGGUACGGCCGCCAAGCGCUGCGCGCCGCCGCGCCGGGUCUCACGCUGCUGCUGCUGGUGUGGAACGCUGCCGUGUACGUCCUCACCAGCCUGGCCCGCACCUACCCGCACCUGCUGCCGCCGCUGCUGCCGCUGUUGGGGCUGCUGGCCUACGCGCCGCCGCCGCCCGUUGCGCUGCCGCUGGCGGGCCAUGCGCUGGCCAUGAUCGCCAUGGCGGGUCUGGCACGCAGCAGCAGCAGUAGCCGCGGAGGUGGCGGCAGUAGCAAUCGCGGCGGCGGCCGUAGCAGCGGGAGCACCAGAGAACGAAGCGAAAGACGCGGCGAGGAGGCCCAGCAGCAGGAGGCGCGGCAACCGCUACUGCCACCUGGCGGUGCUGUUACUGCCGGCGGCGCCGGUGAUGAUGACGUCGCAACCGCCGCCGCCGCCUCCGCCGCCGCUCCAGCCAGCAGUACUACUGCUGCUACUGCUGCUAGUGCUCCUAGCCCGGCGGUGCUGGGGUGUGUGCUGGUGACCUACCACCUGCUCAACCUGGCUGUGCCGCUCAGCUGGGCGGUGGUGGGGUCCUACCGCCUGGAUGCCUUGCAUGGCGGCUACCUCCUGUGGCUGUUGUGCUACUGCCUGCUACCACCCGGAGGGCGCUGGCAGGGCCUGCCUGGGUGGGGCCGCCGCGGCCCGGCGGCGGGCGCGGGCCGCGGGGUAGGUGGCGGCGGCGGAGGGGGCGGCGGCGGCGGGGGAUGGCGGCGGUGGGUGGGCUGGUGGGGCGUGCUACUGCCGCGGCUGAGGCCCAGCCCGCGAUCGGCGGAGGCGCUACUGCCGGAGGUGGGCACGUGCCUGGAUUGGUACGGUGCGGAGGAGGAGGAGCGGGAGGAGAGGGAGGAGAGGGAGGAGAGGGAGGAGAGGGAGGAGAGGGAGGAGAGGGAGGAGAGGGAGGAGAGGGAGGAGAGGGAGGGAAGGCACACGCCCAUCCCGGGCGGUCGCGGGGUCGUCACAGCGACGCCACAAGGAGCAGGGCUCGCAGCAGCCUCGGAUGUGCCGCCGGCGGCGUCAACGGCCUUCCCGCCGCCGCUGCCCGCCGCGCCGCCGGGCCACCGGCUGCUGCGGCUGUACGGCAGCGCCCACCUCCUCGCCAUGUACGGCGCCAUGACGUACGGACAGCUGUACAACUCGGACGGCGGCGGUACGGCAGGCGGCGGUACGGCAGAUGGCGUUGUCAGUGACAAGGGGUAUGGGGUUUCCGGAGCUCUGGAGCGCUGGCGGCGGGUGGCGGAGCUUCUGGGGCUGUGGGGUCCGGACCUAGGCCGGGCCGCCGACUGCUUGCCGCUGCUGGGGGCGCUUAUGCUCGCCACGGCACACGCCGUCGCCGGCAAGUACCUAGCCGCCGCCGGCCGCGCCGCCGCCGCCGCCAGGGCGGAGGCCGCCGCCUCCUCCUCCACCGCCGCCGCCGCCGCCGGCACUGAAACCACCAGCGCCAUUGCAGUGACGGUGCCGGCGUGGUUGGUGGCGGCGGGCGGCUGGCUGGGUCGGGUGGCGGCGGGCUUUGGGCCGCUGCUGCUGGCGGCGCUGACGGCGGGUCUGGCGCUAGGCGACAUGGAGCUAGGCGGCUGCCUGGGCCUGGGGUACCUGGGGUUGGCGGCGGCGCUGCUGGCGGCGCCGCCGCUGCGGGGGCCCUACGUGGCAGCGCUGCGCCUCAGCCACCGCGCCGAAAGGCAAGGCCGCGCCGCCGCCGCGCCGCCGCCGCACCUUUACCUGUCCGCGCCCGCCUCCGCGGCCGUGCUGCGCUGGCUGGUCCCCGCCGCGCUGGCCCUCUUCGCCGCCGCCGACCUCGCGCUGUCGUACGCCGCCGCCAUGCUGGCGCGGUACGGCAGCUGGUCGGAUCCAGAAUCCCCAGAUUCCCCAGAUUCGCCGGAUCCUCCGGAUCCUCCGGAUCCAGGGCCCGCUGGCGCCGUGGGGCCGGCGUGGUGGCGGUGGCUGCUGGCGGUGGUGUUUGGCGGCCCCGCGCCCGCGCCCGGGCCCCAGCUCGUGGCGGUGCUGCUGCGCCCGUGCGCCGUACUGCUGGCGCUGCAGCUGUACCGCCGCGCAUUCGCCGCAACCGCCGUCGCCAAAUGGCUGCGCCUCCUGCUGCAGCAGCCGCCCGCGGGCGCGGCGGCGGCGGCCGGCGGCGCCGCCGCGGCGGGAGCCAGCGCGGCGGCUACGGCGACGGCUCGCGCCACGGCGCAUGGCGCCAAGCGGCACCGGGACCGGCUGGCGGAGCAGCGGACCACGGCCUGGUUCGUCAAGCGGUGGCUGAUCCUGAAUCUGGAUCUGCUGACGUCACUGCUGCUGUUCGCGGUGGCCAUGGCCUCGCCGGGGGCGCUGGCGGCGGCGCUGCUGGCGGCGGGGGUCGCCGCCGCCGUCGUGGGCGCCUGGCGCGCGGCAGCCGCCGGGCCCGCCGCCGGCACCGAUGGCGGCGACGCGCGGUCAUCACAACGCAGCAGCGGCGACGCGGGUGCAGGCGGCGCGGCGGCGGCGCGGCAGCGGCCGCGGCGCGGCCAGCGGCGGAGGGGCGACCCCAUCCCUGACGACGAAGAGCAGGAGGACGAUGUGGGUGAUGAGCGGGACUCUGAGGAGGGCUAUGCAGCCGUGCCGGAUGUGGAGCGCGGCGCAGCUGCCCCUGCAUUCAGUACUGGGCAACCGGCGCAGCGGCCAGGAGCGGCGGGAGCCUCAACAAUGGAAGCAGCGGCGCUCACACCAGCAACGCCUGCUGUGUACACUGGCUGCACACGCCGCGUCAGCGACAGCGCCGCCAUUGCGGUGUUCUUCGCGCUGUGCAAGCUGCUGCUGGCGGCGUGGCUGCUGGCGGCGGCGGCGCUGCAGGUGGGGCUGGUGGCGGCGCUGGUGCAGCGGGUGUCGGCAGCGCAAGAGCAGGCGGCGGCGGACCGGGCCGGCGGCGGCGGCGGCGAGGCGCCGCCGCGGCCGGUGCUGACGCUAGCGAUGAUCCUCGGCUGGCUGGGGCUGCCUACCUGCACGCUACUGCCGGAGGAUGGAGGGGCGGCAGAGCUGCUCGGCAGUAGCAGCGACCUUGCCGCCUCAUAUGCGGCGGACCUGGGAGGUGGCGGCGGGUGGGUGCGGGACCUGCUACAGCCGCUGUGGGCGGCUGUGGCGGCUGUGGCGGCUGUGGCGGCGGCGGCGCUGGGCGGGCCGGAGGCGGCGGCGCUGGCGCCGGAGUGUGAUCCGGCUCCGGGGGUGCGGCUGCUGCUGACGCUGCAGCUGCUGUGUCUGGCAGCUCUGUCGCUGAGGAGCAAGGCGCGCAGGUGGCGAGCCAAGCUGCCGGCGGCGGUGGUGGCGGCGGCGGCUUCCGGCCAGCCGUGUUGCCUGUUCUGGCCGCCGCCCGCCUGCCGCCCGGACGCUGAGGUGCUGCCUGGGCUGUUGGGGCCGCGGGCGCUGCCGCGGCGGGUGCUGCGGCGGGCGGUGGCGCCGCUGGUGGCACUCACACACAAGAUCCUUGCCAAGCUGGGUCGCGGCGCCUACGAUGUGCUCAAAGCCAUGGACGUGCCCGCGGACAGCCUGGCAGCGGCUGUAGCAGGCGGCGACGAGGGGGCCGGCGAGGACAUCGACGGCAGUAGCAGCAGAGGCGGCGGCGGCGCCGCCGCCGGGCCCGGGCCAGUGGCAGCGGCGGGCGUGGGGCAGAAACCGAGCGGGCGCUUGAGUCGGGGCGGGGAGGUUGCUACUGGAGGUGGCAGCGGCGCGGGUGCUGGGGGCCGCACGCCGCCGCCGCAGCCGUUUGCCAGCCUGGCGGGCACGGCGUCAUCAUCGGCGGCGCACAGGCUGACGGGAGCCGCCGCCGCCGCCGCCGGUGCAGAUCCUGUUGCUACAGCCCCUUCCGCUGCUGGUGCUACUGCCGCGCCCGCUGCCUUCCCCCGGGCCGGCGGCGGCGCGGUUGGCCCCGGCGCCGUGCCUCCAUCAGUCCCGCUCCGUGCCGGCACGCCGGCUCCCCGCCGUACCACAGCCGGUGGCGGCGGCGCCGCCGCCGCCGAUGCUGCUGAUGCCGAUGCAGACGGCGAUUUCAAUGGCUGUAGCGGCAGUAGCGGCACGGGCGGCAGUAGCGGCCGUAGCGGCCCUGGCAACUGGCUGGCACUGCAUGUGGUGAUGCUGGUGCGGGGUGGCAUGGAGGCGGCGGAGGGCGCCUGGGCGGCGGCGGGGGCGGAGGCGGCGCUGCUGGCGCUGCUGCUGGCGGCGUUCACGGCGGCAAGCGCGGUGUCGCUGCCGCUGCUGGCGGCGCUGGGGCUGGGCAUGGCGGCUGGGCCAAGGCUUCACGCGCGGCUGCGGCGCUGGCUGGUACUGCCGCUGCUGUGCGCGCUGCUGCUGUACUGCUACUGCGCCUGGGUGGGCCUGUCGCAGCUGCUACUGCCGCUGCUGCUGCCGUACCUGCACCUUCCGCCGCCGCCGCCGUCGCCGGAGCCCCCGCCCUCCGACCCCCUGCCGCCGCUGCCGCUGCCGUCCGAGCUGCUGGCCCUGCCUCCUGUGCUUGCGGCCUGGCUGGGGCUGCAGGCGGUGGGGCCGCUGCUGCCGUGGACGAUGUUCAUUGCCGUGGUGGCCUGCCUCAUGCAGGUGAACUGCGAGAUCGGCGCCGCAUCGCCCUCGCCAGCCGCAACUGACGCGGCUGCCGGCGGCAAGCCCGCCGCCGCCGCUUCUUCCUCAUUAGGCAACAGCGGCACAGCAGCUGGCGGUGGCGGUGGCGGCGGCGGCGGCUCGCUCUGGUUGCGGCGCCACCCAUCCUCAGACGGCGGCGGCCUCACCACACCGCUGCUGCAGCUCCCUCCUCCGGGGCAGCAGCAGCCGGGCGGGGCCGCAUCUGGUCGCGCGCCGCCGCCGCGCAGCGCAGGCAGCAGUGGAGCCCCCGCCGCUGUGGGUGCCGCCGGCGGCACUACCGCCGGCGGCGGCAGCAGCACAUGUCGGCGGGGCGCGACUCGUCUGUUCCGACCUGUGGAGCUGUGGGCGCAGCCGCAGUGGGGCGUGCUGGACUGGGCCCGGUACUGGCUGGUCCGCCACGCCUCCGACCUGUUGCUGGUGGCGCUGGUGGGCCUGACCGCCCUGCAGCGCGACCUGCUGCGAGCAGGCUACCUCGCCACCUGCCUGCUGCUGUUCAGGCGGCGGCCGCAGCUGUCCGCCCCGGGCGGCGCGGGCGGCGCGCUGUUUGGGCGGCUGGUGGGCUUCAACUUUGCAGUGCUGGCGGCGGAGGGGCUGUUCCAGGCGCCGUGGGAGUUGCAGCUGGGCCGCGCCUGGGCCCAGCCCUGCAGUCUGGCGGGUGCAACACCGGGUGGUGGCGGCGCCGCGCCGCCGGUCGCCGUGGCCUGCACCUUCCCGCGCCUCAUGGGCCUGUGCCAGCUACAGCCCGGCCGCGGCGGCCUCUCCGCUGCCGCCGACAACGCCUCUUCGUGGCCUUUCGGCUUCCUGCAGCCCGGCCUUUCGACGACCACGUACGGCGCCGGCGGCGGCGGCCCGGGCGGCGUGUUCAGCCCCUGGCUCGCGCUGUUGGACUCCCCGGUCUUUGCCGACAUUGUGAUCUGGAUCCUGUUGCGGCUGUACAUCCACACACUGCGGUCGCCGCUGUUUGCCGCCGCCGCCCGGCUGGCGGCGGCGGCGGGGGCGCGGGAGGUGGCGGCGCUGAGGCGGGCGGCGGCGGACGCGCGGGAGGCGGCGGCGCGCGGCGCGCUGGCGGCGAGCCACGCGCGCGCGGUGCGGCUGCGGCGCAUUGCCAAACUCAAGGCGCUGCUGCUGUCGCCAGGCGACGGCCUGCCCGGCGAGGACGCCUUGGGCCCCGGCGGCGGCCCGGGCGGCGCCGCGGCCUCCGCCUACCUCCGCGACCUGCGUGAGCUGCAGCAGCUGCGGCAGCUGCGCGACACGUCGGGCAGCAGCCUGGGAGGCCUGGGCGGCGGCGGCGGCGCGGCGGCGGCAGCAGCUGGAGGAGGAGGCGGUAACGGCGGCGGUAAUGGCGGCGGUAAUGGCGGUGGCGGUGGCGGCACCCGGAGUCUCAUGUUUGCAACCGGCGGGGGGCCGCAGGUGGUGGGUCUGGCGGAGCUGCUUGACGCCGACGUCGAUCUCAAAGACAUGGCCGCGGCGGCGGCGGCCGCGGCCGCAGCGGCGGGCCUUCCUGGCGCGUCGGCUGGCGACUGGUCCGGUGGGGGCGGCAUGCGCUGGCGGCCGGGGCGCAGUGGCGCGGCCGGAGAUCAGGACGCAGCCUCAGCUGCGGCGUUCUACAACGCUACCGCACGACAGGGCGCCGACAGUGACUUUGGUGCCGGCGGCGGCGGCGGCGGCGGCGGCAGCCGCCGGGGCCCGCGCCGCGCCCGCUCUCACACGGAUCUCGAAGCCGUUGCGGACGCCGCCACAGCGGCGGCGAUGCUGCAGCACCAGCAGCAGACAUACCCUUAUCUUCAAUACGCGGCGACGGACAUCGGCGGCUUUGGCGGCGGCGGCGGCGGUGACGUCACCGACGGCACCGAUGCAGACGCCACACCACUGGGCACGUCGCCUCGCGGCUGGUCGCCAGGCGGCGGCGGCGGCGGCGGCGGCGGCGGCAGUGGCCGCCACCGCCGCCACGCCUCUGCAGAGGCGCUUGACGUGCUUGGCAGCGGCGGCGGCGGCGGCGGCGGCGGCGGCGGCGGCGGCGGCGGCGGCUUCCUGGUUCCACCGCGGGACGGCAUCAUGGCGGCCGCCGUCGGCGCCGCCGGUGGCGCUUGGCGCACAGCACCCGCUGCCGGCGGCGCCGCCGGCGCCGGCAGCGAAAUCCAGCCGUUGCCGUCAGAGCGGCCGCGCAAGGCGGUCGCGGCUGGAGGGCCCGACGCCGACGCCGACGGCGGCCAGGGUGACGGCGGCAACCCGCCGGGCGGGCGGCGGCGGCGGCGGCUGGUCUGGCCGCCGCUGCUGCGGCGGCUGUUCGCCUGGCUGGCGGCGCCGCUGCUGGCGGCGGCGGCGGCGCGGCGGCGGCAGGACGACGAUUCGUACACGGCGUACGGCGCCUUCCUGCUGCUGUUCCUGUCGGACUUCUCACUGCUGUCUGCCGUACUGCCGCUGUCCAUGUUCAUGUACGGACUGAUGCUGCGGCGCAAGCCCCGGCAGUACUGGCAGGCCUGCCUGCUGUACCUGGAGGGGCUGCUUGUGGCCCAGUACUCCUACCUGGUGCUGGGCAGGUGCCUGUGUGCCACUGGAGGAGGAGGAGGCGGAGGAGGCGGAGGCGGGGGGCCGGCCAGCUGCAUCUGGGUGUUUGGGCGGCGCAGCUUCCUGUACCGCAUCCAGGUUCUGGGCCUGCACGCCGACCCGCUGGACUGCCUGCCCCUGUUCCUAGCCUACCUGGCCGCACUCAUGCACAGCUACAGCCUGGGGGCGGUGUACGCGGCUGUAGCAGCGGGCGCCGGCGCGGGCACAGGGGCUGUAGCAGCGGGAGCCGGCGCAGGGGCUGUAGCAGCAGGCCGUGGCGGCGGCGCACUCACGCCGGUCGGGUCAGCUGCGCUGCAAGAUGCUACUGCCGCCGCCGCCGCAGCGAACGGCGCCGCUGGCGCCGCCGUGGUUGGCGGCGGCGGCGGCGGCGGCAGUAGCAACACUGGCAGUAGCACUGGCGGCCGUGGCGGGCGCGGGGCGGGCGGCUGGGUGGCGGCGGCGCUGUCUUGGCUGUCGUUCCGGCAGCUGCGGCGGCGGGCGGCGGCGGGCGGGCAGGCGGUGGCGAGGCUGGUGACACACGUCGCGUCCGUGUACAGACUGGUGACCUCGCCGCACGAGGUGAGCCCCAGCUGGGUCAAGCUACAGCUGCAGCUGCCGCCCAGCAGCGGUGCUACUGCUGCUACAGCCACUGGCCGCACGCCGCUACUGCCGGCUGCCCCUGCUACAGCUGCUGUUGCCCCUGCUACUGCUGCUGCUGCUGCUGCUGUCACCGUGGGGGCGGCGGAUGCUGGCGGCGCGGCGGCGACGUCGGCUGCCGCGCCUGGCGGCAGUGGCAGUGGCAGCGGAAGCGGAGGCCUGCCGCCACGCGCACCGCCGGCGCAACAGCCAGCGUCCUCUUCAUCUGUACCUUCUUCGAGCGCGGUGUCAGCGGCGGCUCUGCCGCCGGCGGCCGCGGCGCCCGCUCAGCUUCCCGCACCCGCUUCGGAGGCUCUGGAUGCCGCGGCAGCAGCUCCCACCUCGCUUUCCGCGCCGCCGCCUCCGGCGACUGCCCUGUCGGGCGUCCCACGGCCCCAGGUCGGACUGCUGACGGGGGCGGCGCUGACAGCGGCGCUGUCAGACAUGCUGGCAGCGGUGUAUUUGCACGGGGAGGCGGUGGCGGCGGCGCAGCGGGCGGCGGCGGCGCGCCGGCGCGCCAAGGCGGCUGCGAAGCGACAGCUGUCGGGCCGCCGGUGGGACCGCGCGAGCGAGGACGGCGAUGGCAGUAGCAGCUCAGACGACGGCGGCAGUAGCGACGACGACGAAGAGGACGCGGCGGCGGGCGAUGAAAACGACGUCGGGCUCCUGACGUCUGGAACAGGCCCUGGCGGCGGCGGCGGCGGCGGCGGCGGUGGCGGCGGCGGCAGUAGCACCUUCUUAUCGAUUGCCACUUCGUCCCAGGCUUCGGCUGUAGCUGCCCGGGCGGCUCGCUACAGCCUGCCCCGGCUGCGGCUGCAGCACGAGGCUGUAGCUUCCUCCGGCACCACGCUGCACGUGCUGCUGGAGGUGCUACAGCCUCAGGCGCUGCCGCCGCCGCCGCCGCCGCCCCUGCUGUCCAGCAACAAUAACACCAUGGUCAGCACUGCGCGGCCGGCGGCGCCGCCCCCCGGCGCGCUCAUGGCGGCGGCUGUAGCCGCGUCUGGCGGCAAGCCCGCCAGCCCCAGCCCCGCACACGACGUGGCGGACAUGCUACAGCUGGCGGCGGCGGCGGUGCAGCGGCAGCAGCAGCUGGCGGCACACAACGCACUGACGCCGGUGCCGCCCUUCCGCCGCCAGCAGCAGGCGCCGCCGGCGCCGCCGGCGCCGCCAGCUGCUUCCGCCGCCGCCCUGCCGCCGCCGCCGGCUCCGCCGCCGCCGCUGGCGGUGCCGCCGCCGCCGCCGGGCCUGCCACCCAUCGCCGCCGUGGAGUGCUACAGCCAGCCGCCAGCAGACUACUACGCCGCAUCAGUGGCCCUGGACUUCCUGUCGUUCGGCUGGGCGGCCGUGUUCUACCAGCUGGUGGUGGCGUCCGCACACAGCCUGGCCGACAUCACAGACGCCGACCGCAGGCUGCCGCUGGACUACCUGGCAGCGCUCAUGCUGCUGUUCGGGCUGAUGGUGGCGGAGCGGGCCGUGUACGUGCUGGGCUGGCCAGCAGCCAAGAUGGGGCUGCACGCGGGAAGCAUGGUGCUGGUGUUGGGCUGGAGCCUGCACGCCUACUGGCAGGCGGUGGCGGGGCAGGGGCCCGGCGGCCAGGCGCCAGCCAGCGGCGGCGGCGGCGGCGGCUCUGUGCAUGGGUCGCCUGACGGCAUGCGCUCGCACCUACGUGUGUUCCUGCUGCUGCGCUGCCUCAGCCUCGCGUUGGGCGCACUGCAGCUGCGCGACGGCUACCCGCCGCUGUCGGCGCCGGGUCCGGGCGGCGGUGGCGGCGGCCGAGCGGCGUCGUUCUUCUACCGCCGUCCCGACAUGUUCCAUUACACCAUCUUCAACGUGUUCUACAGCCUCCCCUUCCUGUACGAGCUGCGCUGCCUGCUGGACUGGACGUGUGUGGCCACUGCUCUGGACUGGUACGGCUGGCUGAAGCUGGAGGACGUGCGCAGCAGCCUGUUCGUGGCCACAUGCCGAAACGCCAUGCGGCGUGGGCGGAGUGUGGGUGAGCGCGUGCCGCGAUACGUCAAGUUCAUGCAGGGCUUCCUGGCCCUGGUGGCGCUGCUGCUGGUGCUGUGGCUGCCGCCGCUGUUCUUCUCCAGCGGCGCACCCACCUACCAGGUGCCCGCGCUGCAGGACGUGCACCUCAACAUCUCCAUCACGCAGGUGUUCACCUCGCCCGAGGCCUCGAGCCUCUCGCGCUUCCCGGUCUUCAGCACCGGCGACCGCCGCAUCGUGUUCCAGUGGUCUGUGCCCGCGCCGCCCCCCGCGCCGCCGCCCUCGCCGCCGGCACCGCAGCCGCCGCCUCGGCUCCUGCGCACGCCGCUGCCCUCCCCCACCGCCGGCGUGCCGCCCCUGAUGCAGCAGCAGCAGCAGCAGCAGCAGCAGCAGCAGCAGCAGCAGCAGCAGGCGGCCACGGCGGAAGCAGACCAGCCGCCGUUGCGAGGCGGCAGCCGCCGCCGCCGCCGCCGGGCCACUGCGGAGGCGUGGAGCGCGGCGGCGGCGGCGGCGGCUCCCCAUCCCUCAUCGUCGCCACCCCCGCCGCCACCUGGCAGCCCCGGCGGCAGUAGCAACAGCAGCGGCGGCGGCGGCAGUGGCGGCAGUAGCACGGGCUUGCUGCCUCGCGCCCUGUCGGGCUACGCGCCGGAUCAGACCAUGGGCGUGUGCCUGGCCGCUGAGUCAGACGCCGUGUGGCACGUGUCGCCGCCGGCACGAGCCGCCCUGACCGACAUGCUGCUGGCAGGACUGCCGCCGCCGCCGCCGCCGCCAGAUGACAUGGUGGCGGCGGCGGCGGCGGCGGCGGCAGGGAGGUUGCGAGCGGGGGCGCUGGCGGGGGAUGCGGGGGGCGGCGGUGGGGAGGUGGACGUGCCAGUGGUGCUCGAGGUGCGCUGGAUGCUGGUGCGCUCCGCACCGGGCGCCUCGGAGCGCGGGGGACCGGGCUGCGCCGCCGCCGCCUACGUGCCGCUGUCGCCGCCCGCACGCCGGGAGCUAGCGGAGCUGCUGUCCGGCCGCACCAACCGCACCCGCCUGCUCACAGCCGCCAACGCCACGCACCCCGACCAGCCCGGAGGCCCCGGCCUGUUCCCCCUCUUCAUGCGACUUCGCGGCGACUCCUGCAGUGUACGACUGGGGUUACAGCCGCAGGGGCCAGACGUAACCGCCGCCGCCGGCGCGCCGCCGCCCACGCUGCAGCUGCAGCUGCAACAGCCGCUGCUACAGCCGCGCUGGGGCGCUGCCGCGGGCGGCAGCGGCGCGGGUAAAAGGGCUGUAGCAAGCGGCGGCGGAGGCUGGGAUGGGGGGCGGAGGAGGAGGCUGUUUGAGGCGGCGCGGCAGCAGCUCGGCAGCUGGUGGGAAGGUGCGCGGGGACGGGUCGGCGGCAGUAGCAUUGCGGCCGCGGCUGCUACUGCUGCAGCCGACGCCGAGCUGGCGGACCGCUGGGGUGCGGCCAUGGUUGGCUGCUACGCCGAGCUCUCGUCCCCUGCUGGCGGCGGCGGCGGCGGCGGUUACAAUCAGUGGUGGGCGUUCCGCUGCGGCGCGCUACUGCCGCCGCCGGCGUCGCCGUCAGGAGGCGGCGAUGACGACGACGACGGCGGCGGCGGCGGUGGAGAAGAUCCGGAUGAGCCGCCGUCGUCAGUGCCGCCGUCGGAGCCGGGGCCGCCAGAGCCGGCGGCGGCGCCGGCGGCGGCGCCGGAGGCGGGUGGAAGUUAUGUGCCCGAGCCCAAGAAGUUCCAAGAGUCAAGGGACCUGCAGCAGCAGACGGCGGCGGCGGCGGCGGCGCUGGAGCAAGCGGCGGCGGCGCUGGCGGCGGCGGUGGGCGCGGGAGACGAAGUGGCCAGCACAGGACCUGCUUCGGGACAUGAGGCUGCUGUGCACGUCGGGCAGCGGCGGCUGCAGCAGCAGGCAGGGGGAGAUGGAAGGUCCCUCGCGGAGGGGCGAGUCGGCUCCGCGGCCCGUGACAGCGGCGCCAGCGACGCCCCCGGCGGUGGUAGUGGUGGUGGCGCGGCGGCGGACGCAGACACAGACGCAGACGCGCUUCAGGACCCCUGCGCUGCGGCACCGGGCGGCGGCAGUAGCAGUGGUGGCAGUGGCGGCGGCGGCGGUGGCGGCGGCGGCAGUAGCAGUGGCGGCCUGGGCGGGCCCCCCAUUGUGGCUGUGCUGGAGCCGGUGCAGAGCGGACUGCUGGGUGCCACGCUGUCGCGCUUCGGCAUCACGGGCCUGUACGUCACCUUUGUGUUCGCCAUCGGUCGCUUCCUGCGCCUGUCUGUGGCGGGGCUGCGGCUGCGCAUCCCCACCGAGGACCUGCCCUCCACGAGGCGACUGGUGGCGCUGUGCGGCGACAUAGCCGUGGCGCGGGCGGAGGGCGAGCUGGUUCUUGAGGAGCAGCUGUUCCGGGCGCUGAUCAACGUGUACCGCUCACCCGACCUCCUGUUCGAGCUCAGCCGCAAACAACACAACAGGCAGUAGCAGUGGUAGCUGCGGCAGCAGCAGCAGCAGCUGCAGCAGCAGUAGCAGCAGGUGGAUGGACGGCAGGGGCUGGAGGAGUGGUAAACGAGUGGUGGUAGGCACAGUGGGGCUGAAGCAGGUGCGGUGUGAGAGUGGGUGGUGUGUGGGCUGUGAUUGUGUGUAGUAGUAUGAUUGUGUGACUGCGUGGUUGUUGCUGUGGCGGCGGAGGCACAGCUAGGGAGGGAGAGCGCCAAGAAAGAGAGAGAGUGUAUGUGGGGAGUGGGGAGAGUGAAGGAAGGAACAGAGCUUAAGUGGAGAACCAAGGCAAGGACACGGUGUUUGCGUACCUCCUUGCGCGCACAGGGGAGAGUGGGGGAUUCUUGUAAUUGGGAUUGAGU